Molecule: messenger RNA, 1889 nt
Organism: Dreissena polymorpha
Lineage: Eukaryota; Metazoa; Mollusca; Bivalvia; Myida; Dreissenidae
Product: putative ankyrin repeat protein RF_0381
Exons: 2
Coding region: 197-1684 (495 amino acids)
Biological process (GO): intracellular signal transduction
Cellular component (GO): cytoplasm; nucleus
Molecular function (GO): protein binding
Source: RefSeq, a predicted model, not a curated record
UCUACAACACUAUACAAACGACGUGCACUAGUCACAGAGUCGUGGUUUACACGGGAAGCCACGUGCGCACGCGCUACUUUACCUGUACGAGCUUAUGUAUACCUGAAUACUACGUACACCAGAAACGCGUGUGUUUACAUACAUUUUGUUCUGGAAUAUCUGCCACACCGGGCGUGUGUGAUAUGUAGGCAACAAAAUGGCGGCCGCUUCAGAACAGUAUGUGGACAAUGCUGAAAGCGAUGCCGAAGACAAAACCGCAUCUCGAGACGAAGCUCAGAAAGUUUGGACAGACGACGACAUCCAGGCACUCCUGAUUAAGGCAAUAACCUUUCGUGCCCCGAUAAAGGACAUUCGAACUGUAAUAGAAUGUGGGGCAAACGUGAACAAACCAAUCACCAGCGGUCUGCAUCCCAUCCAUUACGCGGCCUAUGGUGAUGACGUCGCGUGCGUCGAGCUGUUGCUGAAAUCUGGCGCUAACGUCAACGCUACAGACAACAUCGGCUAUACCCCGCUGCAUCUGGCAACGCGACGGGGAAACUACAAAACCAUGGUUAAGUUACUCGAAAAUGGGGCGCUGGUUAACUUUAACGAUCCCGGCGUUGAAAUUCAUAACACCGAAGAAACGAACAAGCUUGGAUAUACAACCACAGAACCGAUUAAUCUCGCUAUACAGAACGGCUUUGCGAAUUGCGCGCAACUACUGUUAGAAAACGGUGCAAGAGCGAAUAACAAAUACUUCAUGGGGUUCGAAAUGUCCCUGGCCCCAUUAGAUAACGUGGAGUGUCUGGAGGUGCUUUUAAAGAACGGCGCCAGCCCGAACGUGUUCAACAGGUGCGGCCUAUCGCCAUUGAUGAAGGCAUGCAAAGAUCAUCAUAUUGACGCUGUCCGAACGCUGAUCAAAUACGGUGCAGAUGUGAAUGCUCAAUGCCCACCUUUAUUUGAACAGAAAUCCGUGCUCCAGUUUGCUAUCAUUAGUGGUAACAUUGUGAUAAUAAAUAUUCUUCUUGGUAAAGGUGCUAAAAUCGAAAGAUACGGAGGCUACAAGCACAGCGCUCUACAUACUGGAGCCAUCAAAGGACGCGCGGACAUAUGUCGAGUGCUUCUGCAGCACGGAGCAGACGUAAACGAACGGACGGACGAAGGCGCGACGGCCUUGAUGCUGGCUUGUUGCGCACCGGAAAUGCCAGAGCGGGAAGAGAUUGUCAAGAUGUUGAUCGACUCAGGAGCGGACGUGAAUGCCCACUCGCCUGCGUAUAGCUACUUUGACCCGUAUUUAGCACCAAUAGCAGAGUACUUUAAGAACGUAGGAAACUCUGAACAAUUCAGUAUCGUUUACAUACUUGUUCAAAAUGGCGCCAAAGUGCAUUUCUGUUCAGCGGAGUUAGAAAAUAGGAAACGCGACCCAUUUUCAAUUUUGCCGUAUUGCCACUGCAUGAUCGGUUAUCCGGAAAUGUUCUUCCUGAUGAUGGAAGUGGCGUCAAAGUUCCAGCCAUUGGCCAUAUACGUUAGUUCGAAUAUUCCCGAGGGAAUGAAGGACCAGCUUUUGUUGACUGGUACCCAGGCGCGUGCGCUGAAGCAUCUAUGUCGUCUUACAAUUGACAAUAGACUAGGCGCCGGUUUACCGGAUAAAGUCCCGCUUCUCCCACUUCCAGCGAUACUCAAUAGUUAUCUUCUCUAUCAGUAAAGAAGCCGUCACCAUGGGCUAACAUGUGACAUUCGACUUUAAAGGUGCAGCCUGUACGGUACUUAAUGUACCUAAGUUCUGACGCAACAAUACAACGCUAUUUUCCAUGAAUGUUUCUUAUACGUUUUUAUAUUACUGUUGAAGAUGAAAUCAAUUUUCUUUAUUCCUGUGCUAUUUUGGGAUUAAAAUAUUUUAGAGAGCUUGA